Messenger RNA from Diabrotica balteata, 528 nucleotides. Lineage: Eukaryota; Metazoa; Arthropoda; Insecta; Coleoptera; Chrysomelidae. The record is from the annotation of a GenBank genome assembly.
AUGGAAGAACAGUUAAAUAGUGAACAAACCAAAGUUAAACACAGGAAGAGAGGUGUCAGACAUGACGACGAAUAUAAGAGAAAUGUUAUAAAGCAGAGCAGAAUAAAAGGUAUUUCAUAUGUUAGUUACAAAGGAAAAACAGUCCCGAACAAGAAAAUUGGAUUAGCAUGCAAAUGUCCCUUAAAAUGUUUCACUAAAAUAAAAGAGGACGACAGAAAUGAAAUAUUUGACAAAUUUUACAGACUAAAUACAAAAGAUGAGCAGGAUUUAUAUCUACAAGGACUUAUAGAAAAACUAAAACAAGAAAUUAUCGAUGAAACGUGUAAAAUAGAAGUAGAGUAUAAUCACCCGGAUAAUGCUCUUUUGGAUGGCUUUAAAUAUGAAAUUCAGGAGGAAUGCAGUAGUCAAAAUACACAUGAGAGAUAUGAUUAUUUAGAAUUAAAGGAAUGUCCUAUAAAUACUGAAAUAGAACAACAUGGGAAUAAACUUAUCCCAUUUGAAGAAAACCAAAAAACUGAAAAAGGUUAG